CAUAUUCAUUCUGUUGUUAGAGACAGUUUUAUCUCAAGAGUCGACCCCUGGUAGCUUGCCCUUAUACCAACGCGUGUAUAGCCGUUACAGAUCUCCAAAUAACAAGUAAGGAUUUCCAACUAGCUUCCAGUUAUACGCGAUCUCCCGUUGGUGUGCUUUCCUUUCCUGUUUAAUUGAGUUAUUUUGAACAAAUUGUUCCGAUAGAUCAAUUCAACAGAUUAGCCUCUGGUAUCAUUUGACUGUCUCAUCAAAACACUCACCUUCCAGGCCCUUCAUUUCUUUAGCUCCCACCAAAUACGGCAUCCAUAGCGUACAACCGUUCCUAUCUGAUACAAUAUCGGGAGCCAUUCAAUUAACUACAACUACGCAAUAUUCACCAUUUAUAGGCAUACUUUCUGAGCCAAUAUAUCGCGUCUACCAUCUAAACCACACCAACUCGAUGACCACCCUUCCGCUUUCACAAAAUGCCUUUCUCUCGGUGUUUUCGCCCCCUGACUCCUCUGUCGCAAAGUCCCAGCUUGAAAUCUCGAAUGAUCUUGACAUGGUUCUCAUAUGGAUGCAAGAGCUGAUGCGCUCCAGUGACCCAAAGCUGCCCUCUAACCGCAUCAAGGUGGCCCUCAAAAACGUCUGCGGCACUGAAGACAUUCUUCUACUGCGCUACAUCGAUAGCAUGCGUUCGGACUUUAAACGUCGCGACGUCAGCAUUGACGGCUUGGACCUACGAGGAACUGCUUCCACUGUCGCAGUCCUUAAGCGGGGCUACGAAUUCGGGGUGCGGUACCUCCGGCUAGAUCCCGUGCACCAGACGCUCUUCGAGCGCAGUCUCCACGCAGUGCUACGAACCUUAUUCCCCGAGAAAACCCUCCUCCGCAUCUACAGCCAGUUGUUCUCCCGCGAUGUGGCUAGUGUCACCCGGAUCCUUGAGUCCAUUGGUUUGGGAGAGCAGAUCCGUAACACCGUCAUGCGGUUGGCCGUGGGCCACGUCAAAACCCACGUCACGGAGACGUGUUCUGGGGAAUGGGACGAGCCACAGCUCCAGGAAUUAGACCGCUGGAUCGAGACGGAGCUCUACCCCCGUAUCAACGUGUUUCCCUCCGCUGGCUCCAAGUCGGUCAGCUGGGAGAUUAACGAGGCGGCCGGGGAGUACGAUUUCAUCGCUGCACUUAAGGGAAUAGCCAGAGAUCGUCUCUUGGACCUCCGCAUCACCGAAAGCUUCGAUAUUGUCGUGGAUUAUCCCGACAGCUGUCCGGCCUUGGAAGAGAUGAAGCUCUGUCUUACGGCUUCGGACCAGCGGGCGAGCUUGGUCAACAGCUUCAUCCAGGCCUGUAACAAGCGGCUUCUCCAUUCGGCCGUGAACACCACUGAUAUCAUUUCCUUCUACAUCGCGCUGAUCCGCGGCUUCUUGGUGAUCGACCCCAGGGGCGUGCUCUUGGAUAAGGUUGCGCGGCCUCUCAGACGGUAUUUGAAGGACCGUGAUGACACGGUCCAAAAGAUUGUCCACGGGAUUUUGGACACGGAGAACGAGCUAGCGGAGUUGGCCCACGAGCUCAAACGUCCCACGAAGGAGAAGUACGACGACUUGGAUGUCAACUGGUGUCCGGACCCCAUCGACGCGCUCCCUGACUUUAAAAAGGGCAAGGUAGGGGACAUUAUCGGCGCACUCAUAUCCCUUUUCGACUCCAGCGAAGUGUUUGUGGCCGAGUGUAUCUCGCUUUUUGCGAUCGAGUUGUUGGGGUUGACCGACUAUGACGUCUCGGAGGUGUUGUUCCGGUUGGAGUUGCUCAAGCUCCGCUUCGGUGAGAACGAGAUCAGUGCAUUGGACGUCAUGGUGCGCGACUUAGUCGAGAGCAAGCGCGUGAAUGCGGCCGUACACUCAGACGGACUGAUUGGUUCGUAUUACAGCCUGACGGUCAUCUCACACUUGUACUGGCCAAACAUCGCCAGGGAAACGUUCAAACAGCCAGCUUUGGUCGAACAGCACUUUACACGAUACCGCGCGCGGUUUGAAACGUUAAAACAGGGGCGCACGCUCCACCCGGUACCGAUGCUCGGGACGGUGGUGUUAGAGCUCGAAUUCAAGGGGAAGCUAGUGGAGUUUACGGUCGAUCCGUUAAGGGCGAGCGUGGUGGCGUUGUUUGAAAAGAGCAGUCGGUUGACUUUGGGGGAUAUUAUGGCAGAGUUGCAGUUGGAGAAGGGCUACGCUGUCCGAGCUGUUAACUUCUGGAUCAAGAGCGGAAUCUUGUAUGAGCCGGAAACUGAGGUGUAUAUCACGUUGGAGGGGGAUGAAGUGAGUGAAGGGCAUAAGCCCUCCUCGGGAUUCUCCGAGGACUUGAACGAUGAACUGGAGAGGGAUGUUUUGGUGAUGGCAAAGUACUUGCCGUUUGUUACCGGGAUGCUCACUAAUCUUGGUGCGUCCCCGGUGGCUAAGAUCCAUGGUUUCUUGAAGAUGUUGGUGCCAAAGGAUAUCGGAGGGUAUAGCGCGACGGAGAAGCAGUUAGAGAUGUACCUUGAUCAUUUAGUGGAGGAGGAUAAAGUGGAGGUGGUGGGAGGGAAAUACAAGCUUAGAAAGUAGGAAUCAAGCGAAUCUAGCGCAGUGAGGUGAGCUAACAAAAGUGAACUGAGCAAGUUGGGCUGAGCAAGUUGAGCUGGGUGAAUCAAGUGAGCUUAAUAGCGAU
This is a messenger RNA of Babjeviella inositovora NRRL Y-12698, 2675 nucleotides long. Its product is annotated as anaphase promoting complex subunit 2. Gene Ontology annotation, cellular component: anaphase-promoting complex. Gene Ontology annotation, molecular function: ubiquitin protein ligase binding. The coding region runs from base 440 to 2572 and encodes 710 amino acids. The record is from RefSeq and is a predicted model, not a curated record. Gene Ontology annotation, biological process: ubiquitin-dependent protein catabolic process. The transcript has a single exon. Lineage: Eukaryota; Fungi; Ascomycota; Pichiomycetes; Serinales.